This is a messenger RNA of Fonsecaea erecta, 1626 nucleotides long. RefSeq lists its product as hypothetical. Gene Ontology annotation, molecular function: monooxygenase activity; heme binding; oxidoreductase activity, acting on paired donors, with incorporation or reduction of molecular oxygen. Lineage: Eukaryota; Fungi; Ascomycota; Eurotiomycetes; Chaetothyriales; Herpotrichiellaceae. The record is from RefSeq and is a predicted model, not a curated record. Bases 1 to 1626 code for a protein of 541 amino acids. The transcript is spliced from 4 exons. Gene Ontology annotation, biological process: ergosterol biosynthetic process.
AUGUCGUCGCUCAUCGCCAGGACCCUGACGGCCCUCCUCUGGCUUAUAGUGAUCACAGUCAUCAGCAAUAUUGUCAAGCAACUGUUCUUCCGAGAUCCUCACAGGCCACCAGUGGUAUGGCACUGGUUCCCCUUGAUUGGUAGCACCGUCGACUAUGGGCAAGACCCGUACCGGUUCUUCUUCAAGUGCCGAGAAAAGUACGGUGACUUCUUCACAUUUGGGCUGCUCGGGAUGAAAGUCACGGUAUAUCUGGGGGCCAAGGGCAACAAUUUCAUCUUGAAUGGGAAGCUGAAGGAUCUCAAUGCGGAAGAGGUCUAUGGCCCACUGACGGUGCCGGUCUUCGGUCGCGGCGUGGUGUACGACGUGGACAAUGCCAGGUUCAUGGACCAGAAAAGGUUGCUGAAGGAAGGCUUCACCAGCACGAACCUGCGCGCAUACGUUCCCCAGUUCAUCAAAGAAACCGAGCAGUACAUCAACACCAACGCGACCUUCCAGGGCAAUGACGGUGGGGUGUGCGACAUAUCCACGGUGCUCUCUGAGAUCUCCCUGUACGCGGCGGCAGGCUCGCUGCAGGGAAAGGAGGUGCGGGAUUCCUUCGACUCCUCGUUCGCCACGUACUACCGCCAUCUCGACGACGGCUUCGCACCCGUCAACUUCAUGUUCCCGUGGCUGCCUACCCCCGUCAACCGGCGACGCGAUCGCGCCCAAAAGAUGAUGGCGAAGCUAUACAUGGACAUCAUCCAGAGGCGACGGGCAUCGGGCAACGGGGACGGCAGCCACGACAUGCUCUGGGCCCUCAUGGACGGGCGCUACAAGGACGGCACGCCUCUCGCCGACGAGGAGAUCGCCAACCUCAUGAUCGCCUUGCUCAUGGGCGGGCAGCACAACACCGCCGCCUCGGGCACCUGGAUCAUGCUGCACCUCGCCCACCGUCCGCACCUCGUGGAAGAGCUGUACCAAGAGCAGCUCCGCGUCCUGGGCGACGACGACCAGGCCCCAACGUACGAGACACUGCAGGAGCUGACACUGCACAACAAUGUCAUCAAGGAGACGUUGCGCCUGCACAGCCCCAUCCACUCGAUCAUGCGCAAGGUCAAGCGGCCGAUGCCGAUUCCCGAGACGGGCGUCGUCGUCCCCGCAGGCCACAUCCUGCUCGCAGCCCCCGGAGUCCCGUCGCGAUGCGAGGAAUUCUUCCCGGAACCCCUGGCAUGGAAUCCGCAUCGAUGGGAUAAACCAGAUGAGGCUGAGCAGCAGCAGCAGCAGCAGCAAGAACAACAACAGUGGUUGGACGGAAAGGUCGAGGAUCACGACACGGUCGAUUACGGAUAUGGAGCCGUCUCCUCGAAGGCUGUCUACAGCCCGUAUCUGCCCUUUGGGGCUGGUCGACAUCGGUGCGUUGGGGAGACUUUUGCCUACGCGCAGCUGGGAGCCAUAUUGGCGACGGUGGUGAGACUGCUGCAGUGGGAACAAGUCGACCCCCAGGCGCCGGUGCCCGCCACGGACUAUUCGGUAAGUGCUAUCUAUGGAUGCUGUAUGCAUGAGGCCUUCUCCAAAGCACUGGCCCAGGGUCAGCUUUCUCCUGAGUCUUCAGAGAUCCGAGAGAGUGUGGUAGUGCCAGCUAACUAA